GGACUGACUGAUGUUGUGUGUUGGCAGUAGCCGGAGUAGCGGAUACACAAGUCGGCCCCGCUGCUCGUCAAACUGCGACAGGAAUAAAACGGUGCGUUAGCCACGUCUUGGUCUCUGCGGUUCCACAAUUCGAAUUCCACGAUGAGACUGUUUGUUCUGCUAGCGUGUGUUUGCUUCACAUAUGCUGAAGAGCAGAAACUUCCUGAAGCACGUCUAUUGAGUCUGAAGAAGGUGCUCAACCGAUACCUGGUCGAAAAUCGGGACGUCUCAGUGGACUAUGAGCUUUUCAACGUUGGAGAUGCACCGGCGCUCAACGUGAAGCUCACGGAUCGCACGUUCCCUCCUUCGGACUUUGAUGUCGUCUCUGGCUCGCUGGAUGCGAAAUUCGAGAAGAUCCUGCCGGGGGCCAACGUGAGCCACUCUCUGGUUGUUCGGCCAAAUAAGUAUGGUCUCUUCAACUUCACAAGCGCCGAGGUCACAUACCGAAUCAGCGAGGACAGCACAGAGGAAAGGAUUUCUUUCACGACCGAACCGGGACAGGGAGGGAUCAUGCCGGAGGUGGAAUACGAACGCCGUUUCUCGCCGCACUACUUAGACUGGGCUGUUUUCGCUCUGGUCUCGAUGCCUUCCAUCCUCCUGCCGUACUUCCUGUACCAUUCGUCGAAGAGCAGAUACGAGGGUUUGGUGAAGAGCAAAGCGAAAUGAGCUAGAGAGUGGAAGUUGACUUCCCGGUCAAAAUGUCCCGGUAUAGAGCGAAGGCUACAAAAUCACGCUGUGUUUAUCCUCAAGUUUGUCAACUACCAUAAGGAUUUUAUAUUUAUCGAUCAAUGAAACAAAAAGCGAGAACAAUGAUUGAACCAGCGGAAUCGGGAGAAGAUCAAGACAGCGGGAGAGAGUGCCAGCUACAUCCUCCGCUCUCAGACGACGGUCAUGGACGAAUGAAACGAUGACGAUGAUGAUGAGGAGUGGUUUUUCGUCGGCAUGAAUGUUGAGAAAGGAAGGUAGGAGUGUGAUGAAAUAAAGUGCUCAUAUGUUUACA
Messenger RNA from Galendromus occidentalis (western predatory mite), 1039 nucleotides. RefSeq names its product signal sequence receptor beta (gene SsRbeta). Lineage: Eukaryota; Metazoa; Arthropoda; Arachnida; Mesostigmata; Phytoseiidae. Gene Ontology annotation, cellular component: membrane; endoplasmic reticulum. The record is from RefSeq and is a predicted model, not a curated record. The transcript has 3 exons. The coding region runs from base 142 to 705 and encodes 187 amino acids.